GAAGCCAGAUUCAGGUCCACGAUAAAGCUCUGACCACCGACUUUCCCCAGAUCCAAGCGUGGUCGGCACCUAGGGACGGCCACUACGGACGGAUGCACUGCGCCGAAGCACGGCAGGCUGGGUUGCGUGGAUACGGUGUGUCUGGGGUUCCUGCUCCGGGUAUGAUUAUUGCCGUUGCGGCCGACGGCGGAUGGUCGGUCUUGGAAGGGCGUGAUCUGGAUUACCUCACAGCACGACGAGACUGUGCUACUGCGACCAGCAACGCUGGGGGAUUGAGGAAAUUAAUUUAUUAAAAGUUAAAUGACGCCGUGAAUACCCUCAACUUGCCCCUCCAACCCCCCCACCAUAGCUCUCGGGCUCCCGGCCCAGAAU
This is a messenger RNA of Aspergillus steynii IBT 23096, 372 nucleotides long. RefSeq lists its product as uncharacterized. The record is from RefSeq and is a predicted model, not a curated record. Bases 93 to 293 code for a protein of 66 amino acids. The transcript has 3 exons. Lineage: Eukaryota; Fungi; Ascomycota; Eurotiomycetes; Eurotiales; Aspergillaceae.